GCGUUCACUUGUACUUUACAUUUCUGACAUUAUGGGUGACAUGUAACUGAGUUCAGGCAGGACAUGUUUAUGCAUCUGAUACAGUCAGAUCCGUUAUAGGUGUUUAUGCGUACCGCAGUAUUUGCGGUAAACUUUGCGGGUCUUCGCCCCGCCGUUCCUGGACGUGUGAGAUCAGCUGUCAGUGAAGUCCCGGCUGCGGUAGAGUGCCUCUCACAGGCCAGCCCUCACACUGACCUGUCCUCGUCCUACACGGAGCAGCAGCUGCAGUGAUAGCCGUGAUGCACUCUUCAUAAACAAUCAUGGCGGAGAAUGAAACCCUGGAUUGUGUAACGGAACACGAACGCAUUUUGCAGGAAAUUGAGAGUACCGACACGGCCUGUGUCGGUCCUACUCUUCGGUCCAUUUAUGAUGACCAGCCCAAUGCCCACAAGCGCUUCAUGGAAAAGUUGGAUGCCAGGAUAAGGAACCAUGACCGUGAGAUUGAGAAGAUGUGUAAUUUCCACCACCAGGGGUUUGUGGAUGCCAUCACAGAGCUUCUUAAAGUUCGGGCUGAUGCAGAGAAACUGAUGGGUCAAGUGACAGACACUAACCGAAGACUACAAGAAGCUGGGAGGGAGGUGACGGCUCAGACGGAGGAGGUGAUUCGCUGUCGGAUCCAGCAGAUGAACAUGGCCACCACAGUGGAGAAGCUCCAGCUCUGCAUACCAGUGCUUGAAAUGUAUAGCAAAUUAAAGGAGCAGCUAGAAUCCAAAAGAUAUUAUGCUGCACUGAAAACCAUGGAGCAGCUGGAGAAAAUCUAUAUUCCAAGGGUCAGUCAGUACCGGUUCUGUCAGAUAAUGGCUGAAAACCUGCCAAGACUGAGAGAAGAAAUCAAACAGGUCUCCAUGUCGGACCUCAAAGACUUCCUGGAAAGCAUCCGAAAGCAUUCAGACAAGGUUGGGGAGACGGCAAUGAGACAGGCACAGCAGCACAGGACGUUUAACAGUGCAGUAGCAAAGCAGGCCAGUAUAGGCCACUACACCAAGCCGAUGUAUUCCCUCAAUGGACGAACACACACUCACAUUCCCAACGGCCUGCUGAUGGACGGCGACACAGGAGAGGAGGAGGAAGCAGAUGAAGAGAUUCUUACAGCUCAGGACUUGGUGGACUUCUCACCAGUCUAUAGAUGUCUGCACAUUUACACAGUGCUGGGUGACCGAGAAACAUUUGAGAACUACUACAGGAAACAGAGGAAAAAACAGGCCCGACUAGUUCUGCAGCCGCAGGCUAACAUGCACGAGACAGUGGAAGGAUACAGAAGAUACUUUAAUCAGAUCGUAGGGUUCUUUGUUGUUGAGGACCAUAUCCUCCAUGCCACGAGGGGGCUGGUGACCAGAGCUUUCACCGAUGAGCUGUGGAACAUGGCCUUAUCCAAGAUCAUCGCUGUGCUUCGCACACACUCUUCGUACUGUGAUGACCCAGAUCUGGUGUUGGAGCUGAAAAAUCUCAUCGUUAUCUUUGCUGACACACUUCAGGGUUACGGUUUUCCAGUCAACCGUCUCUUUGACCUGCUGUUUGAGGUCAGAGACCAGUACAACGAAACUCUGCUGAAGAAAUGGGCGCUGGUGUUCAGAGAAAUCUUUGAGUUGGACAACUACAGUCCAAUCCCAGUUGAAACGGAGGAAGAGUAUAAAUUGGUGGUCAGCCGCUUUCCUUUCCAUGAUGCUGAGAUAGAAAAGCAGGACUUUCCUAAGAAGCUGCCGAUGUCCCAGUCCGUCCCGCAGAUCUACACACAGGUCAAGGAGUUCAUUUACGCCAGCCUCAAGUUUUCCGAAUCACUACACCGCAGUUCAACAGAAAUUGAUGACAUGUUGCGAAAAUCAACAAACCUUCUGCUGACAAGAACUCUCAGCAGCUGCCUGCAAAAUCUGAUCAAGAAGCCUCACAUCGGCCUGACGGAGCUGGUGCAGAUUAUCAUUAACACCACCCACCUGGAGCAGGCCUGCAGGUAUCUGGAGGAGUUCAUAACCAACAUCACCAACAUCUCCCCAGAAACGGUUCACACUACACGACUCUAUGGCCUGUCCACAUUCAAGGAUGCUCGUCAUGCUGCAGAGGGAGAGAUUUACACCAAACUGAACCAGAAGAUCGAUGAAUUCAUCCAGCUAGCAGACUAUGAGUGGGGCAUGGCCGAGUCAGAUGGCCGUGCCUCAGGAUACCUCAUGGACCUCAUCAACUUCCUGCGUUCCACCUUCCAGGUCUUCACACACCUUCCGAAUAACAACAAUGACCAUGCAUCAAUGUCGGGGAAAGUGGCCCAGACAGCUUGUAUGUCAGCCUGUAAACAUCUGUCCACAUCGCUGAUGCAGAUGCUGCUGGACACGGAGCUCAAACAGAUCAGUAUGGGGGCCAUUCAGCAGUUCAACCUGGACGUCAUCCAGUGUGAAUUGUUCGCCAGCUCCGAGCCAGUCCCUGGUUUCCAAGGAGACACCCUCCAGCUGGCUUUCAUCGACUUACGACAGCUCCUGGAUCUUUUCAUGGUGUGGGACUGGUCCACUUACCUGGCAGAUUAUGGGCAACCAAACUCCAAAUACCUGAGAGUGAACCCGGCCACAGCGCUGGCUCUGCUGGAGAAAGUCUACAGAGGGAUGAAGGACACCAGUAAGAAGAACAACAUCUUCUCUCAGUUCAGGAAGAACGACAGAGACAAACAGAAGUUGAUAGAGACUGUGGUUAAACAGCUGAGGAGCCUCGUCAACGGCAUGUCCUCCUAAACACACACACACACCAGGUGUGUGUAACAGCAACAUGUGACGAAUGAAACACACAGCAUGCAAACAACAAACUGCCAGAAAACUCCAGGACGUCCUGACACACAUGAACAUGGCAGUCAUGUACAGAGAAAACACACACACACACCGUGCAAGGCAUGCAGGGAGCCCACUCCUCCAUUAUUACACCUGAUUACCUGUUGAUAGUCACACACACGGUAAACUUUGAACUGGAGUCUUCACAGGAAUGUACAGACAGCUCUGUGGUCUGGUUCUGGUGCAGAAGGAGGGAAACGAAGCAGCUGGAGGCGAGUACUGAGGCGGUGAGGUCAAAGGUCGACCCCUGGCACACGCAUCAUGUUCCACUGCAGACCUCUUUAUAUGCAGUUCACAUGGUUCAUUUAUUUAUUUCAUUAUGAAAACUUGAUGUUAACUCAUGAAGGUUUUCUCUGAUGAAACAUCAGCACCUCUUUACUUAAACUUUAACCCUUAAAACUCCAAACCAGUUUUACUGUUUUUGUUUUCUCAUUAUCUAUUAAAAUGAUGUAAAAUGAAUGUAUGAAUAGAUUUAGCAGCAUAAAGGUCGACCAGAAGAAGAAAGCAGA
Melanotaenia boesemani (Boeseman's rainbowfish) is the source of this 3355-nucleotide messenger RNA. It is a transcript of the gene exoc6, whose product is annotated as exocyst complex component 6. Lineage: Eukaryota; Metazoa; Chordata; Actinopteri; Atheriniformes; Melanotaeniidae. The coding region runs from base 300 to 2753 and encodes 817 amino acids. Gene Ontology annotation, biological process: intracellular protein transport; exocytosis; Golgi to plasma membrane transport. Gene Ontology annotation, cellular component: membrane; exocyst. The record is from RefSeq and is a predicted model, not a curated record. The transcript is spliced from 25 exons.